UGCUGUUUUUGUUGUUGUAGGCCAUGUCCCUGCCUGUUGUUGUCAUCUCUAACGUCUGUCAGCUGCCCAGCGGCUGGGCCUCCAUCCUCUGGUACAACAUGCUGACCUCCGAGCCCAGGAAUCUGAAGUUCUUCCUCAGCCCUCCGCAGGCCAAGUGGUGUCAGCUGUCCGAGGUCCUCAGCUGGCAGUUCUCCUCCGUCACCAAGCGAGGCCUGAACCAGGAGCAGCUCAACAUGCUGGCUGACAAACUGCUCGGAGCCAAAGCCAAGAGGAACCCAGAGGGACAAAUCCCCUGGACCAAGUUCUGCAAGAGUGCGAACGAGAAAGCGUAUUCCUUCUGGUUGUGGAUCGAAGGAAUCCUGGAUGUGAUUAAAAGACACCUGCUUUCCCUUUGGAAUGACGGCUCCAUCAUGGGCUUCAUCAGUAAGGAGAGGGAGAAGGCUCUGCUCAGUGAUAAGUGUCCCGGGACCUUCCUGCUCAGGUUCAGUGAGAGCAGCAGAGAGGGAGCCAUCACCUUUACCUGGAUCGAAUACGACCUCUGCAACAAGCCGCUCUUUCACUCUGUGGAGCCGUACACGAAGAAGGAGCUGUCAGCCGUCUCUCUGCCCGACAUCAUCCGUACCUACAAAGUGAUGGCUGCCGAGAACAUCCCCGAGAACCCGCUCCGCUUCCUCUACCCCAACAUCCCAAAAGACAAGGCCUUCGGGAAAUACUACCCCAAACCCACAGAGACUCAGGAGCCCAUGGAUGUGGAGAACAAUCCAGAUAGGAGCGGCUACAUGAAGACAGAGCUCAUUUCUGUCUCUGAAGUACAUCCGUCCAGACUGCAGGACAACAUGUUGCCCAUGUCUCCUGAUGACUACAGGGCGUUGUCACAGUUAGUCGGCCCCAGAGACAUUGAUGCUGUGGUGAGUAUUUUGAUAAGCUGCUGA
Molecule: messenger RNA, 932 nt
Organism: Labrus bergylta (ballan wrasse)
Lineage: Eukaryota; Metazoa; Chordata; Actinopteri; Labriformes; Labridae
Source: RefSeq, a predicted model, not a curated record